Messenger RNA from Acromyrmex echinatior (Panamanian leafcutter ant), 4346 nucleotides. It is a transcript of the gene GLS, whose product is annotated as glutaminase. Gene Ontology annotation, biological process: L-glutamine catabolic process. The record is from RefSeq and is a predicted model, not a curated record. NCBI's taxonomy places the organism in Eukaryota, Metazoa, Arthropoda, Insecta, Hymenoptera, Formicidae. Gene Ontology annotation, molecular function: protein binding; glutaminase activity.
AACAACUUUAACGAUGCAAAUGGUAUACCGCAAUUUAUUGACCUAUCACAAUUGAUUAGGUCAAGCGUCGUUAUUGUCUAUCAUUUAAGCGCGUUCAGCAAUAUAUGAUUUCUCAGAUCGUGAUUUUAUCUGUCGCUGAACUGAAGCAGAGGAAUCUCUUGAGAUCGCAAAACAAAAUGUCAUAAAUUGUAAAAUAUUCUGAAAAGGAUAAAUUUUUUGUGAUAAUAUUAGUCCAUGUUUCUUUCAUCCGGAAUUACUAAAAUCAAAGCAAUGGACGAUUUCGAAUUUAGUGGUCAUUACAUUGACGGCGAUUUCCAAGAAUUACCAUUAAGAGCGUUUCGCACUCGGGAUCAAGAUCAAGCAACAAAUGCCGAAGAUGUUUUAUUCGAUAUGUUCAAGAACGAGGAAACUGGUCUUAUAUCAGUGGGAGAGUUUUUAGCUGCUUUAAGGAUAACCGGCUUACGGAAGAAUGAUCCUCGACUUCAGGAAUUUACGGACAAUCUUAAGAAAGAGCACGUCAAAAAUAGUGAUCGCACUAAAGCUAUAUCACAUGAAACACAGAAGUUAGACAGAGAACAAUUCAGAAGAAUUAUAAAUCCCAAUAUCGUUCUGAUCUCGCGAGCAUUCAGGCACCAGUUCAUAAUUCCCGAUUGGUCAGGUUUUACGAAGCACAUCGAGGAUUUUUAUUGGAAAUGCAAAACGAACACCGAGGGCAAGGUCGCCUCUUAUAUACCUCAGUUAGCCAGAAUGAAUCCAGAAUAUUGGGGCGUAUCUGUGUGCACCAUCGACGGUCAGCGAUUUAGCAUUGGCGAUACCACAAUACCGUUCACCCUUCAAAGUUGCAGCAAACCUUUGACCUAUGCAAUAGCCUUGGACAGGCUGGGUCCAGAAGUGGUGCAUCAAUACGUUGGUCAAGAACCAUCCGGUAGAAAUUUUAAUGAGCUUGUACUCGAUCAUGGCAAGAAGCCACACAAUCCAAUGAUUAACGCUGGCGCGAUAUUGAUCUGCUCACUUUUGAAAACAUUAGUUAAGCCAGAAAUGGGCUUGGCAGAAAAAUUCGAUUUCGCGAUGAACUGUUUCAAGAGAUUGGCCGGUGGUGAGACUCUUGGUUUUAACAACGCCAUUUUCCUGUCGGAACGAGAAGCAGCUGACCGAAAUUACGCUUUAGGAUUUUACAUGAGGGAGCACAAAUGUUAUCCAGAAAAAACGAAUUUGCAGGAAGUUAUGGAUUUUUAUUUUCAGUGCUGCGCCAUGGAAGCAAAUUGCGAGACGAUGGCGGUAAUGGCAGCCACCUUAGCAAACGGAGGUAUUUGUCCAGUUACCGAAGAGAAGGUUCUAAAACCAGACAGCGUUCGCGAUGUUCUGAGUCUCAUGCACAGUUGCGGCAUGUACGACUAUAGUGGUCAAUUCGCGUUCAAAGUUGGCAUACCAGCGAAAUCCGGUGUAUCAGGAAGUCUUCUCGUGGUAAUUCCAAAUGUCAUGGGAAUUUGCACAUGGUCACCACCUUUGGAUCCACUUGGCAAUUCCUGUCGUGGUGUGCAGUUCUGCGAAGAACUCGUGCAAGAAUUUAACUUUCAUAGGUAUGAUAAUUUGAAGCACGCAACGAAUAAGAAAGAUCCUAGACGGCACAAAUACGAAACGAAAGGUCUCUCGAUCGUUAAUCUUCUGUUCAGUGCUGCCAGUGGUGAUGUCACAGCGAUGAGAAGACAUCGAUUGAGUGGGAUGGACAUGACAUUGUCAGAUUACGAUGGCAGAACCGCGUUGCAUUUAGCCGCUAGCGAAGGUCAUCUAGAUUGCGUCGAGUUUCUAAUCGAGCAUUGCGGAGUCCCACAUGAUCCCAAGGAUAGAUGGGGUAAACGACCAGUCGACGAAGCUGAAACUUUCGGGCACAUGCAGGUGGUGGAAUAUUUGAACAACUACGCUCUUGUUCGUAAGACCGAGCUAGAGAACAAACAGGACGAGUGUAUCGAUAAUGACAACGAGUCGUGUCGUAAACCACCGGAAACGGCAGUACAGCCGUGAAUAAUAAUAUAAGCGAUGACGAAUUUACACAAAACUGGAAGAAUCGAGGGUAAGGGUGGGAACAUCAAGGACCUAUGUGAGAGCUAUUGAAUAGAGGAAGACGUGAGACAACGUAUCGAUCGUAAUAAUAGCAAAAUGAGGUCGCAAACAAACCCUACAGACAAUAACGAGGAACAAUAAUUUUCUCAUUUUUUGGAUCUGUGACCUCGUUCUACUUCGCGCGAUAGAGUUAUCUCAGUGUCCGAUUAAGAAUUACUGUGAUUAAUAUUACGUCUUUUUUCCAUGAUUUAGUUUAGUAUUAAAAGACCAUAAAGUUCGUUUUAUUAUUUUAUUAAUUUAUGCUUCACUUCCACCUCAUUCUUUACUAUUACAUAUACAUAUUUAUAUUUGCUCUAAGAUACACUUCGAUAUUUCUUCAUAUUUUGAAUGUAAAUGCAAUAGCAAUUUCCAAUUUACAUAUCAGGUCAAUAAAAGUACAAACCAAGUAUUGUCUGAUUCAUAAGUUUAAAAUAUUUUUAAUUUGGUCUUCAGGUUUAGUAGAAUGUUUUUUAUAUAGUUAUUUACUUAAUAGAUCACAAAAGACAGCAUGUUUUACAUUGCAAUUUUGAGAUGAGCCAUUUUCUGAUUAUACUAUUUAUUACAUUACGUGUGACAAGGCAGAAAUGAUUUCUUUUGUCUUUUUACGCAAGAAAGUCUGCCUUAAAAACGAAAGAAAGGGUAUUCCAGAGUUAAAUUUUUGGAUCAAUUUGUUCGAUAAGACAAUGUAUUUUGGGUGACGAAACAGCAAAAUAUAUUAACACAAAGAAACGUUUGUGUCUAAAAUAAGAAUCAUGAAAAUCGAAAAAUCUAAAUAAGUAUAGACUAGUUAAUAAAGGUAAGUUAUUUAUAAGAGAUAUUCAAUUUUUCAUAUUCAAUUUUUCCGUUUUUUACUUUUUCUUUUUCUUAUGUUUAAAUUUAUUUAAUUUAAAUAAUAUAAAAAUAAUUUUUAAAGAUAUUAAAGAUACAUUGCUUUGACACAGUGGCGCUUAUUACUUCUCCAAUUACUCGAAAUAGUAAUUUAUUUGUCUACACUGGUACAUAAACGCACGGAUAAUGAUCCAAUCGGGAAAAACAGAUGUUAUCUCGUAGAGAUUCUUCGUAACAAAUCGCGCGUGAAUCGUGUGUUAAACAUAUCUUUCUAAGUGUAUUUUCUUAGUAGUUUUAAAGGUUCUUCAAUGAUAUGGAAUCGACGGUAUAUCCGUCUUAUAGAGAGAAAUACUAUUUCGCAAGUCAAUAUCAGAGAAACUUUUGAAAAGAAUUAAUUUAUACGAUAUCUUAACGCAUAUAACAUUUUAUUAUAAACAAAUGUCUCACUUUUCCUCACUGUAUUUUUAAUGUAUACAAAGUAUACGUGUAUGUUAAAAACUAGUUACUAUUACUAUUUAUUUUUUUGAUUUUUUUAUCUGUCAUUUUGAGAAGAACAGAUCUAUGAAGAUAAUUUUUAUGUUAUUGACCAUGAAGAAUUUGGCAUUGAUGUGUGAGAAACGAAAUGUUACUAUAAUCUAUCUUCCGCGUAUCAUCUACUAUGAUAUAGAAUAAUAUAUACGUUGUUUCCAUAGUUAAACGGAUAACGCCAAUUCCGAGUGCAAUUAUGUAAUUCUUUCUCAAAUGUAUAAGCGAAUACUCGUAUCGCUAGUUGUUACUGCGCUAUAUAAAUGUGCCGACAGAUGUAAAAAAGGCUGGAAAAGUCAAUUUUUCGCAAAUGCGUUAACUAAUGAUUACGCUAACGUAGCGAUCAUAUGUAUAGUCUACGUAUGUUAGAUAACUAUUUUCGCAAUGAAUUAGUUAGAGUCGCUUUGCGUAGAGAAAAUCCUGAUCUUAUAUUUUGAUGAAAUGAACAAUGACAAUAACAUUAUUAUACAUAUGUGAGAACAUAAUCUUCAUAUGAGAGGUGGAAAUAUAAUAAUUAACUUAAAAAAAGAUAUACAGCAUAAAACUAUUUCUAAUACAUUUUGAAAAAUAAUAAUUUUGUACAUGAUCCAUUCAUGAGAAUUAGUUACAGUAUUAGUAGAUAUGCAAUAAGUUUUACGAAAAACCUUUACAUAUUUUUUUAUGAUUGUAUAUAUCGUAACAUUUGCGUUUGUAGUUACGCUGGGGUUUUUAAUUAAAUAAUUAUUAAAAGAGAUUUAAUUAUCUCAAAUUUCUUACUUCUAAAAAAAAAGAUUUUAUUUGUAAAUAGUUGUAAGUAAUUCGUGUGAUUUUCAACCCAAACCAAAUAUUGCGUCCAUCUCUGUAUUUGUUUGUUUAUGAAAUAAAAUAUAAAAUAAAAAUAAUCUGAGCCUCCA